Molecule: messenger RNA, 1670 nt
Organism: Salmo salar (Atlantic salmon)
Lineage: Eukaryota; Metazoa; Chordata; Actinopteri; Salmoniformes; Salmonidae
Source: RefSeq, a predicted model, not a curated record
AAGCCUUUUGUAAUACAAUACAAGUUUGCAUUUCUUGUUCUGCAGUACAAAUCUCAGAAACAAAAGAGUGAUCAACUUAAGAUCCUACAUCUGUACAGACAGACAGACAUACAGACCUUCAGGCAGACUUGGUCUAUAGAAAUAGGCCGUUUCAGUGUUCUGAGUGGAUAUGUGGAUAGGUAACUAACUCGAUGAUGUCACAAUGCCCCUUUUCCAGGGACGGAGCACUAGUUAUUAUAAGGGAACAUUAUGAGGUAACAUGUUGCCAAGGAAACACACUUAUGUCAUAAUCUAAGACCACAUUAAAACUGUCAGACAAGCUCAGGUAGAGCGCAUUAGCUACAUUUGAAUGAUCUCUCAACCGAUAACUGAUUUGAUUGAUUACAACAAUACCUUGUUACAACAACCUUGUCGUGACAUGGGUCAGAGACUAAGUGACCCUGUCCCUGAGGUAUCCCCUAGGGAGAAUCCAAAGGAGACACAGGAACAUAAAGAUAAACCCAAGGAGAAGAGGAUCCCUCAAGCCCUGACCUUUCUUCAGCUGUUUACACUGCUGAGCUGCGUCAAGGUGAAGAAAACACCCUUUGAUCCCUCCCAGAGUGGUGAGGGGAGAAAGGGAACGACGAUAAACGAGACGAACAACAAUAAUGACUCUGAUACUGGCUUGGACUACUCUGCAGGUGACGUGAAAAGGAUCAAGGACAAGAGUAAAGGAAAGGUUGGGGGAGAGAAACAUUGCAUUGAAUCUCAGGACCACAAAUGCAGAACCACACCGGAAAAAGAAAAAUACAUUAAACAAAGACCUAACUCGGUCUCCCCCAAGGAGAAAGCAAAGGAGACCCAGCAGAAAGAGAAGAAGAGCACCCAUCCAGCUGUGGCGGCCCUGCAGCUGUUCACUCUCUUCUGCUGUGGUGGGAAAGUCAAGCUGAGGAAGACUCGUCCCUCUCAGAACAGACAGAGUAGAAAGGACCAGGACAAAGAUAAUGCAUCUGAUACUGGCUCGGACUUGUCUGGAGGUGAUGUUACAACCAAAAGGGUAAAGGACAAGAGUAAGGGAAAGGUGGGGAGGGAGAAAGACCAGACUGAAUUUCAGCUGUUGAAAUCAUCUCAAGACCACAAACCCAUAAGUACAACACCAGAAACAGACAAGGGAACUAAUUCGGGACAAAGACCUAACUCUUGGUCUGAGCGAAAUGGAUAAACUACUGUGAUCCAUCCACUAUCACUAAUCGCUUCAGCGGAUGACACACAGAGUAAUUAUCAGGCUGACAUGUAGCACUUAAAAACGGACUCUAACAGGCGCUGAACCAGGGAGGCUUGCUAUCUCUUUUGCUAAAUGUGGCAGCGAUCUGCUUUUAAUAGUGCAGACAUAGAGGAGGUAUGAAUAGACAUGUUGCCAUGACUCUUACCCACUGGGCUGCAUGUAUUCACUGAGUCGACUCUUGGACUACAACAAGCAUGUAUUCUGAUUGCCAACUGUAGUAGUCUUGUCACGACUGUCGGAUGAAGUAGACCAAGGUGCAGCAUGGUGAGUGUACAUUUUCCUUUUUAUUGAAUGUCGCCAGCAAAACCAAUAAACAAUACAAAACGACCGUGAAGCUUACAGGGCAAAGUGCCACAAACAAAGUUAACUACCCACAAGGACAGGUGGGAAAAAGGGCUGCCUAAGU